Messenger RNA from Carlito syrichta (Philippine tarsier), 1045 nucleotides. RefSeq names its product DNA polymerase alpha subunit B. The transcript is spliced from 9 exons. Gene Ontology annotation, cellular component: alpha DNA polymerase:primase complex. NCBI's taxonomy places the organism in Eukaryota, Metazoa, Chordata, Mammalia, Primates, Tarsiidae. The record is from RefSeq and is a predicted model, not a curated record. Gene Ontology annotation, biological process: DNA replication initiation. The annotation marks the transcript as partial.
CGCUCUCCGAGCCCGUGGAUUUUGGGGCGCAGGUCGGAGCCGGGUGGGCUGGCUCCCCGUCCCCCCCCCCGGCCAGGUGACCAUGGCCGCGUCCGCCCAGCGGCUGGCGGAGGAGCUGCAGAUCUUCGGCCUGGACUGCGAGGAGGCUGUGGUUGAGAGACUGGUAGAGCUUUGUGUUCUGUAUGGACAAAAUGAGGAGGGAAUGGUAGGUGAACUUCUCGCCUUCUGCUCCAGCACAAAUAAGGUUCAUCUUACCUCAGAGAUCCUGAACUCUUUUGAGCGUGAGUUUCUGAGCAAAAGAUUGUCCAAAGCCCGACACAGUGCCUGCAAGGACAGUGGACAUGCAGGGGCAAGAGACAUCGUUUCUAUUCAAGAACUAAUUGAAGUGGAGGAAGAAGAGGAAACCCUCUUGAACUCUUAUACCACACCCUCUAAGGGUUCUCAGAAGCGAGCUAUCACCACUCCAGAGACCCCCCUGAAAAAAAGGAGCGUGUCUACUCAUAGCCCCCAUCAGCUCUUCUCACCAUCAAGUUUCUCUUCGAGUGCGACUCCCUCCCAGAAGUACAACUUGAGAAAUAACCGAGGAGAAGUGGUUACCACUUUUGGCUCAGCACAGGGAGUGUCUUGGUCUGGAAGAGGAGGAGCUGGAAACAUCAGCCUGAAGGUCUUGGGGUGUCCACAGGCGCUAACUGGGAGCUACAAAUCCAUGUUUCAGAAGCUCCCAGACAUUCGAGAAGUUCUGACCUGUAAGAUAGAAGAACUUGGCCAUGAACUCAAGGAACAUUACAGGAUUGAGGCUUUCACUCCUCUGACAGUUCCAGCACAAGAGCCUGUCACUCUGCUGGGCCAGAUUGGCUGUGAUAGCAACGGAAAACUAAACAGCAAGUCGGUGAUUCUUGAGGGGGACCGGGAGCAUUCCUCGGGUGCUCGAAUUCCAGUGGAUUUAUCUGAGCUCAAAGAAUAUUCUCUGUUUCCUGGACAGGUAGUAAUUAUGGAAGGAAUCAAUGCCACUGGUAGAAUAUUUGUUGCCACCAAGCUCUACGAG